Onthophagus taurus is the source of this 2225-nucleotide messenger RNA. RefSeq names its product Segment polarity protein dishevelled (gene dsh). Gene Ontology annotation, cellular component: cytosol. Gene Ontology annotation, biological process: canonical Wnt signaling pathway; intracellular signal transduction. Gene Ontology annotation, molecular function: frizzled binding. The record is from RefSeq and is a predicted model, not a curated record. NCBI's taxonomy places the organism in Eukaryota, Metazoa, Arthropoda, Insecta, Coleoptera, Scarabaeidae.
ACGACAGCCAUGUUGUUAUAAGUUCCGUCAGUGUGUGUAUCUGUCAAAAAGAAAACCUGGUUUCGGGGAGUUUAUCGUAAAAGGGGGCCCUCCACCAUCGCCGCUCACCGAAUACGAUGGACGAAACCAAAGUGAUUUAUCACAUCGAUGAUGAGGAGACGCCCUAUCUCGUGAAGAUACCGAUUGCGCCGGAAAAGGUCACCCUUGCUGAUUUUAAAAAUGUCCUCAACAGACCCAACUACAAGUUCUUUUUUAAAUCGAUGGAUGAUGAUUUUGGAGUGGUUAAAGAGGAGAUUAUUGAAGAUGGGGCUCAUUUGCCGUGUUUUAACGGAAGAGUUGUUAGUUGGCUCGUUUCCGCUGACGGUUCAAACCAAUCGGACGGUGGAUCUCAAUGCACGGAUAGUGUUACCAUACAAUCGGAACAACGGCAUGUUCCUCAAGCCCCUGAAUCAGUUUGUACCGACACAGAAAGCAUUAUAAGCUCAAGACAAGCUCGUAGGCAUCAUAAAUACUCGUCGAGGAUAAACGGACAUCUCCCGAGAUUAUACGAAACCGAAUCGAUAGUAAGCUCAGAUUUAGAAACAACAAGUUUUGUUUCGGAAACAACCGGGAGACACACGGCCCUCUCGGAAUGUUCGAGCGUAAGUCGAUUACACGUUGGGAAUAGAAAGAGGCCCCAAAGGCGACGGAAGCAACGCAUGCAAGCAAUGUCUCGUACAAGUUCGUAUUCGAGCAUAACAGACAGUACGAUGUCGUUGAAUAUAAUCACGGUAACUUUGAAUAUGGAUACAGUUAAUUUUUUGGGAAUUUCGAUUGUGGGGCAAAGUAAUAAGGGCGGUGAUGGGGGGAUUUACGUCGGAUCAAUUAUGAAAGGAGGAGCUGUGGCUAUCGACGGACGGAUCGAACCGGGUGAUAUGAUUUUGCAGGUUAAUGAUGUCAAUUUUGAGAAUAUGUCUAAUGAUGAAGCCGUAAGGGUUCUUAGGGAGGUCGUCCAAAAACCAGGGCCGAUUAAGUUGGUUGUUGCUAAAUGUUGGGAUCCAAACCCAAAAGGUUACUUUACUAUUCCUCGUACUGAACCAGUUCGUCCGAUAGAUCCAGGUGCAUGGGUUGCUCAUACAGCGGCGGUGAGAGGGGACCCGGUGGCGCGCCCCCCAAGCAGUUCGACCGUUUCAAGCGCCUCAAUAACGAGCACGAUCCCCGCGAACGAACGUGAGUGCAUGUUAGACUGUGAUUUAGAAGAACCCCUAACGAUAAACUCUCCAAUGGCAACGAUCGUCCAAGCAAUGCAACGAGCCGACAGCGGAUUAGAAAUUCGCGACCGAAUGUGGUUAAAAAUAACGAUCCCGAACGCUUUCAUCGGCACCGAUAUGAUCGAUUGGAUCUUGACUCACGUAAACGGUUUCCAAGAUAGGCGCGAAGCCCGGAAGUACGCAUCGCAUUUAUUAAAAGCUGGCUUCAUUCGACACACAGUCAACAAGAUCACGUUCUCCGAACAAUGUUAUUACAUUUUCGGCGAUUUAUGCUCAGCCAUGUCUAAUCUUAAGAUACAAGGCGACACCGAUUCCGUUGGACCUCUACCGAACGUUCCCAAUUAUAUGCCGUAUAGUGGCACUUAUAAUCCUUUGGAGUAUAUGCCGAUGCCGUUUUAUACGGCUAGCGAAAAUACAGUGUAUGGGUAUAAUAGGGAGGAGUCUGUUUUAAGUGGGAGUGGUGGUUCUUCGAACGGUUCCGAUCAUUUAAAAGAUCCCGCCGCGGCUCACAGCAGCGCCUCGGAUAGCGACAUAACCUCAUUGGGACCUAGAUCGGCUCUUCCGGUCGCUUCCGGAAACGGAAACGGUUCGUCGAAUGGUUCGGAUCAAAGCAGCGGGACCCAGGUGGCGAAUCAACAGAAAGACAUAGCCGUUUCAGUAUUAAGUUACCUAUAAAAACGCUAUAUUACGUGCAAUAUACAUUUCAUUCACCUUUACACACUCUGAAAUGGAACGGUAAGUAAUUUUCGUUUUAUUUAUUCUUAAUCUGACAUUUUUUUGUGUAAAAAGCACUUUUUUGCAUAGCUUAAGCACAAUUAUGACCUAAAAACUUAGUUUUUAACUAUAAAUAAAGCGGGGAAUUAAUUCUUUUUUGUAUUGCAGACCAAGGAAUAGUUGGAUACUCAUACAGCGAAACCUAAACUGGAACUAAUCUCUAUUUUUAAUCAACAAUGUAUACUGAACGAAAAAAAAAUU